Messenger RNA from Scaptodrosophila lebanonensis, 2117 nucleotides. RefSeq names its product putative fatty acyl-CoA reductase CG8306. Gene Ontology annotation, biological process: long-chain fatty-acyl-CoA metabolic process. Lineage: Eukaryota; Metazoa; Arthropoda; Insecta; Diptera; Drosophilidae. Gene Ontology annotation, molecular function: alcohol-forming very long-chain fatty acyl-CoA reductase (NADP+) activity. The coding region runs from base 427 to 1977 and encodes 516 amino acids. The record is from RefSeq and is a predicted model, not a curated record. Gene Ontology annotation, cellular component: peroxisome. The transcript is spliced from 7 exons.
CUUGAGUUGUGAUCGCGCGGCAGCACAGAGUUUUGGAUAAGCAGAGCAGCUACAAUCACACAUACACACGUACAUAUACAUAUGUACACAUCUCCACAGGCGCGUAACUGUUAAGAAUACAUACAUACAUAUGUGCAUAUAUUGUACAUAGAUACAUGAGCAAACACACAUACACACACGCAUGUGUAUACUUUGUUUACUACUUCGUAGCAGCAAACAACAACAGAGUGAGGAAAGAGGCGAAGAAUUAGACAGCUUUGCAGCAAAUGUCUAAGAAAUCCAAAAACAAAAACGAAAAGAGAAAUUUUUGAUAUUCUGUGUGGACGAGUAGAAAAGAACUGGAAACGGAUAAAUUGACAAAUAAAAAAAUAAACUUGUUUUAAUAUUGGAUUUGUGGCCAAGCGUACUUCAAACGUAGCUUUUAAAAUGAGCAGCUCACCCAUUACUGCAUUUUACGAGGGGCGUAAUGUCUUUAUUACCGGAGCCACGGGAUUUGUGGGCGUUACCAUUGUGGAAAAGCUGCUUCGCGAUGUCCCCAACGUGGGCACACUGUACUUGCUUAUGCGCGCAAAAAAGGGCAAGUCGGUGCAGGAGCGCCUGGAGGAGUUGAAGAAAAACUCGGUAUUUGAUCGCUUCAAGGAGCUAAAGCUGGAGGCGCGUCUUUCAAAGAUUGUACCCAUCGAGGGCGAUGUUGGCUUGGAUCAUUUGGGUAUUUCGCCCAAAGAUCGUCAAACACUCAUCGAUAAUGUUAAUGUGGUCUUUCACUCCGCCGCCACAUUGGAUUUUUUCCAAUCCCUCAAAGAGACCACAAACAUAAAUCUGCGUGGCACACGUCGGGUGGUUGAGUUAUGCCAACAGCUGCGCCAAUUAGAUGCGCUCGUUCAUGUAUCUAGCGCUUAUGUGAAUGCAUACAUCACCGAGGUGGAGGAAAAGCUCUAUCCAUUGCCUGAUGAUCCAGAAAAAAUUAUACAGCUGUCCGAGACCUUAAGCGACGAUGCUUUGAAGGAGCUGGAGCCGAAAUUGCUUAAGGAUCAUCCAAACACUUACACCUUCACCAAGCACUUAGCCGAGCAUGAGGUGGCAAAUACGGCCUCUCGUUUCCCCUGUGGCAUUGUGCGGCCCAGCAUGAUUACGGCGGCGUGGAAGGAACCAAUUCCAGGAUGGACCAUUUCCAAGAACGGCCCACAGGGUUUCUUCAUGGGUGCCUCAAAGGGCAUCUUGCGUCGUCUACCCUUAGAUCCCAGCAUUAUUAUGGACUAUAUACCAAUUGAUGUCGUUGUCAAUGGCAUCAUAACCACUGGCUAUUACGUCAACACGUUAAAAGCCAAAAAUGGCGGUCGUCCUGCGGAGCUGCAAAUCUUCCACUUAACAUCGAGUACCUAUAAACCAUUCCGGUUUGAAUUCCUGGCCGAUAAGAUCAACACCUACCUGCAUGAAUAUCCGCUUAACAGCGCUGUUUGGUAUCCAAAUCUGCGCCUGGUCAAAAGCCUGUUUUUGUUUAGAUUGAGCGCCAUUCUAUUUCACUUUAUUCCUGGAUUUUUCCUUGACUUGGUUACCAAAAUUUCCGGCGGCAGACCAAUUUUAAUGCGGCUGCACAAGAACGUAUGGAACUCCCUCAACACUCUGGAACGUUUCAUCUUCACGGAAUGGCAUUUCGACAGCAAACGUCUGCUGGCCCUGUCCAAAACUUUAGACAUAGCCGAUCGUAAGAAAUUUUUCAUCGAUAUUGGCGAGUUGGCUUGGGAUGAAUACUUUUCCAAUACCAUUAUGGGCGUACGUCAGUACCUGAGCAAAGAAUCUCCCAAGAAUCUUGACAAAGCUCGCCGUAAGGACAAAAUCUUAUUGGGCAUGCACGUUGCGCUGCAGCUUCUUUUCUACUAUGGCGUCUUCAAGCUCAUAAUUGCCGUUACGGGUAUUACCAAUGCCAAGGCAGCGCUUAUCCUGCCCAUCUUUUAUUAUUUGUUUGGACUUCUUUAGAGCGCGCAAAUGUACAUCUGGUAGUAUAUAUUGAUUUUAGUUACUUAUUUAACAAAAAACUGUAUGUUUCUCAGUGUUAUUUAUACAUGUUUUUCGCAAGUUGUACACGGUUUGGUAUUGAAAUAAAUAUUAAUUCUCAA